AGUCGUAUCAAGUUCGCGCGCGGCCUAUCGAGCUUGUACGUGGCACGACAUUGGCGCGCAGGUGUUCGAGGCGUGCGCGCGUGGCUCUUCGUAAAAGAAAAAAACAUGUAUCGAAUCGGCUCGAAACUCUUUUGCUUCGUUUGCCUCAUCCUGGCGAGUAUCUUCUCGUCGAGCAGUCAAGAGGAUGCCCCGAAAUUCCAGUUGUACUUUCAAUCGCAGCACAACGACGGUAUCUACGUGAUCGACGACGUCGACGAGGCCACGCCCCAGAUCCGGCCCGUCAGCCACACCGUCGUACCGACGGAAAAGUGUCACGGCAAUCAGAGCCAGGGUCGCGCCAACAUCAUCGACUUCGAUCUCGAUCCGGCCAACGAUCGUCUCGUCUGGCUCUCCUGGAACGAGCGACUCUACAGCUCGAGUAUGCAGCUGCGGCUUGCCGACGAUCAACAGCAGGCCGAGGAGGAGACGGACGAGCUUCUGUUCUGGUACGAUUACUACGACUACGUGCAGUUCAGCUCGAGGCGCAUCGCCGUCGACCAGCUGAACGGCAUGAUCUAUCUGAUCGAUCGCUUCGUCAAUCCGACGGUCGAGGUGGUCGACACGUCGGGCAAGUAUCGCGCCGUCAUCCUGAGUCUGGGCAGUCACGGCAAGAUCAAGGACAGCGUGUUCGAGGGCAAGAUGCCGAUGGAGAUGAACUUCGCCGAGUACCAGGGCGUGCUGUUUCACCAGGAGUACCCGAUGAACAUCGCCCUGGAUCCCGAGCAGGGCGUCAUGUUCAUCAGGACGAACCUCAGCUGCGAGAGCAAAAUCUAUCGAGCCGACAUGGACGGAACGUCUUUGAAAGAAAUAAUUUCGUCGACCGGUAAAAUAUCCGCCGAGUGCACUCAGCUGGAGCUGGACCGGGCGAACAAGAGGAUCUACUGGAACGACUGCGAGGGGGGCAAGAUCGAGAGCUCGGAUUAUUCCGGCGAGGGACGAGUCACCGUCGUCGCCAAUGUACUCGGCGAUCUGGCUGGCUUGUCGAUUUACGACGAUCGAUUAUUUUUCAGCGACUUCUGUGGUGUCGUGCGCGCGUGCCAACUCGUCGACAAGGUUUGCCCGGAGGAUAAAAUUCGCGAACUGGCGAUCCCGACCGAGUCCGAGAUCGCUCCUGAAAAAAUCAGAGUAGCCGCCGUCGCGAGAUCGAACCGCAGCGUGAGCAACCCCUGCCAAUCCAACGAAUGCGAUCAUCUGUGCCUGCUCAAGUCCGACGGCGGCCACUCGUGCGCCUGCAAGCUCGGCCACCUGCUUGCCACGGACGGGCACACGUGCCAGCCGAUCCUCGCGUCGCUCGUCUACCUGGCCAACAAUUUCAUCCGGUCGAGCGCCCUGGAGCCGCGCCAGGAGUCGCGACAGAGGCAGCACCAGGACUACCCGUCGCAAUUCGUCACCGGCAUACUGGAGGGCGCGAGGCCGGCCUCGAUCGACUAUCAUCCCCAGGCGGAGAUGAUACUCUAUCAGGAGUGCUGCAUCGGCUCGAUGCCCAUCGAUCUCGACGCCAAUCUCAGGGGCUCGUGGUACACCGCCAGAGGCAUGCACGACUGCUUCCUGCAGAUGGUCUACGAUUCCAAGGCGCACAAGACGUACUUGACCAAAAUGAACGAUGACAAAUACAGCCUGAACGUGGCCGAGGUACCGGUCGCGUUCGAGCGCAACGCCGACCUGCAUCCGGUUCAUGUGCGCGACAUCGACAAGCCCCUGUCGAUGGCCCUGCACCCGGAGAGCGGCUCGCUCUUCCUGCUGACCGAGGCGCCGACGGCGGAUAGCAAAAAAUCGGUCCUGCGCAGAAUCGACACCAACGCCGUCGCCGCUACCAAUGGCGAGGAUCAAUUCGAAAUCAUCCUCAAGAACAACAUCACGGAAGAGUUGAACAUCCGAAGCCUGGCGGUUGAUUGCGAGGCGGACGGCCGACUCUACGCUUACACCGAGUCGGGUAUGAUUCUGCGCGCGGAUCUGUCGGGUCAGGGAGUCGAGAUUCUGGGGACCAAGUCGCCGGUGGAGAGGGUCGACGCCAUGCUCGUCGACGGCGACUGGAUCUACGUGAAAAAUCGCACGACCAUCUGGAGAAUGGACAAGGCCAGCGGCGAGAAGGUCGAGUGCGUCGUGCCCGAGCAAAAGGACGUCUUGCUGAGGUCGAACAUGAAGGUAAUAAGGAAGAAGAGCGACGAGCUGCAUUACGGCGACAAUUACAGCCUCCAGAACGCGGCUUGCAACGUGUUCUGCGCCUACAAGAAGCACCAGUCGGAGUCGGCGAACGAGGACGACGCCGCCCUCUGCACCUGCCUCAACGAGAACAACGACAUAGAGAACACGAAGUAAUGGCGCUGCGAAACGCGCGGACUAAUAUAUAAUGUAUAUAAUGAUGUAUUAUGUAAAAAUUACAAGAGAUUCGUGAAAUAAAUAAAUUAACAACGA
This is a messenger RNA of Trichogramma pretiosum, 2454 nucleotides long. Its product is annotated as low-density lipoprotein receptor-related protein-like. The transcript is spliced from 6 exons. Bases 106 to 2358 code for a protein of 750 amino acids. NCBI's taxonomy places the organism in Eukaryota, Metazoa, Arthropoda, Insecta, Hymenoptera, Trichogrammatidae. The record is from RefSeq and is a predicted model, not a curated record.